GCGCCCACCCCGCGCGGCGGCCCCGCGGCCCGGGCCGCGCGAGUAGGUCGCCAUGCGCGAUGCGGUAUGAGGCAGCGCCGCGCCCGGCGGGCCGGCCCCCGCUAGCGGCGCCGCCCCCGCCAUGCGAGCGCCGCCGCUGCUGCUGCUGCUGCUGAUGGCGGCCGCGGGCCUGGCCGUGAGUCCGCUCGCGCGCCUCAACCCCUGGCUGAGCGCGUGCGAUCUGGAGGAGGAGGGCGCGAGCGCCGAGUGCGGCGACGGGCACGCGGCGUGCGGCGGCGGCGGCGCCGAGACGCUGGCGGGGCGCGACGUGCAGCCGCUGUGCGCGCUGGGGGCCGGAGCGAGAGCGCGCCGCCUGGCCGAGCUGCGGCUGCGCGCCUGCUGCGAGCGCUCGCCCGCCUCCGCGCUCGACCGCAGCGCGCGCGCCGACGUGCUCGCCGGCGGGGAGCGCUGCGAGCGCACGCUGCGCGACCUCCUCGCCCUCGAUGCGAUGGUCGCGCGCGUGCACUGCGAUUUCGCCACCAUCCUCCAACGCUAUGACUGCGACCAGUCCUAUUCCGUACACACGUGUAAUGAGUGCCAGGAGACGUACCGACGGUGGGCGUGUAGCACAAUGGUGCCACUUUGGGUAGAAGAGGGUUCUGAGGACGGCGAAGAGGACGGGCGAUCGCGACGUGCGCCCGCUGAGCACGCGGCACGGUGGCGUGCACGUCAUCUUGAGCGCGUGGGUCACCUGGACCGGCGGCGCAGCGGUGGAGUUGUAGGCCGCUGGGUGCGGGCUGCCGCCGCGGGUCCUGGUCGGCCUAUCGUUCGUCUCAAGCCAUGCCUCUCCGUUUGCCAGCUCGUGGAGCAACACUGCCCCUAUUUCCUGCCUGCGGACCGAGCACCUGCAUAUCCCACCCAAUAUGCCGGCGAGCCUACAUUCCUAUGCCUUGACCCGCGCAUACCAGAAACAGGUGCACAGUCGAAUAAAUCCAAUUACGGAGCCGACGAGUGCUGUUACUGGUAUUGCGAGGGACGGCUCUGCUAUCGCUGCGAGGCGCGGCUGAGCGAGCCGCCUCGUCCCGAGGCGGAACGCUGCUCGCCCGUCGAGGAGCGCACAGCCACCUGCUCGGUGCCCUACCAGGCGCCCAACGCCGCUGCCACAGCACCGUCACGCCCCGUGCUCCUUUUAGCCUCUCUUGUCAUCACUAUCGCCACACUGAUUCGGACUCACUGGACACCAACCAUACCUCUAGUGAAUGUGCGCGAUGCGAGGUUAUAGUUUUACGUUAAUGUGCGUCGCACUCCCACGUCCCGCGAUCGCCGGACUAUGAUCGAAACUUCUAUUAGUGGCGUACUUAUGAUAAUAAAUUGCGAUGAUGGGUUCAACGACGCCUACGAGUCGCGGCGCCGGAACGCCGAGUCGCCGCCGCGAGCGCGAGGCGUUUCUGUCGUCUAUAUAGACUAUAAGUUCAUGUCUGUGUCCGUUUGUUUGAUACAUGUUUGCCACAGAAACACCAAAAUAAAGUUUUUUAAACGUUACUUAUGCGUCGUUUUCACGAAUAUAUAAAGCCGCCGUUCCGGCCAGUAUAAUAAUGUUUUUGACACGAAUUGUAAACAAUUAAAAAUAUUUGCGUUAAGUGAGAUGUAGAUUUUAAAUAGAACUACAGUUUGAUGUUCGUGUGAGUUAAAACCCAUAUUACAAUUAUUUCAUUUAUUUUUGCUAACAUAGUUUAUAUAAAAUCAGUGUGAAACUGCUUUGUAACUCGUGUCAUGUAUGAUUGCAAGUAC
Nymphalis io (European peacock) is the source of this 1770-nucleotide messenger RNA. RefSeq lists its product as uncharacterized. The record is from RefSeq and is a predicted model, not a curated record. Bases 122 to 1261 code for a protein of 379 amino acids. Lineage: Eukaryota; Metazoa; Arthropoda; Insecta; Lepidoptera; Nymphalidae. The transcript is spliced from 3 exons. Gene Ontology annotation, molecular function: stretch-activated, monoatomic cation-selective, calcium channel activity. Gene Ontology annotation, cellular component: plasma membrane. Gene Ontology annotation, biological process: calcium ion import across plasma membrane.